CUCGAGGGAGCUUUCGACGGGGGGGGGGAGGGGUGUUCGUGGAAUCCCAUGUGUUGGGCAAAAGAAAACACAUAAAGGCGCGUGUUCUUUAACAACACCUCCGACGUUUGGAAGGGCAAUUGAGAUAGAGCGUGUUAUUUGUUGAUCAUACGGACAAAGAGAAAGGCCGAGAUCACGUCAACUCACACAUACACGCACACGGAAUAUCGAGGAGGUCUAUAGAUCGGCGUUACUAUUCUGUGCUUUCAGUCUUGUUCUACAGAAGGAUUUCAGGAGAUCGUGAUACUGGCUUGUUAUACGCACCAUUGGAUAAAAGACGGUUUCAAAACCACGCAAAACACACAUACUGCAGCUAAGCACAUCAUGUCAUACUCAUCACAAACGGUCCCCCAGCUGAGAGAGCUGUUGAAGUCCCGUGGUCUCUCAACCACAGGUGUCAAAGCUGAGCUCGUUAGUAGAUUGGAAACAUUCGACAGCGAGCAACAGGCCGCUGGACCAACUGCUGAGCCAACUACUGAGCCAACCACCGCAGAGGAGCCUGCAACUGCCACCACAGCGGAGAACAACGGCGAUGUCGAAGCCUUACCUGCCAAUGAGACCGUGGCGGAGGGUACCACCACUGCUGGUGCAGAGCCAUCAGGUUCGGUCGACGAUGCCAACAACCAGGAAAGCGAAGAGACUAAGGAGGAAGAGAAGGAACCGGCAGUGAAGAUCUUAUCACCUGAAGAACGUAAGACUGCCGCAUUGGAACUUUUGAACAAGAAACUGUUUAGAGCCAAAAAGUUUGGUUCUGAGGAGGAUGUUCAAAAUGUCAAGAGGGACAUUGCCCGUAUCGAAAAGUUCGGUGUGGAGGCUGGCACUUCGCUUGCUCAAGAGCUUGGCCUUGCUUCAAAACAAGGCCUUGACCCUGAAAACAACGAAAGAAGAGCCAAGUUCAACAGACACAGAAACAGACACAGAAACAGAGGUAGAAGGUGAUCGCAUGGCGGAUCCAGCAUGUGCAUGGAAAACAGAGGGGAUGGAUGUUGAUAAUUCCUAGGAUCUACAGUGUAAUAUAUUAUUAUACAUACGUCGUAAAAGGCCC
This is a messenger RNA of Williopsis jadinii, 1084 nucleotides long. RefSeq names its product Tho1p (gene THO1). Bases 364 to 978 code for a protein of 204 amino acids. The record is from RefSeq and is a predicted model, not a curated record. Gene Ontology annotation, cellular component: nucleus. Gene Ontology annotation, biological process: poly(A)+ mRNA export from nucleus. The transcript has a single exon. Lineage: Eukaryota; Fungi; Ascomycota; Saccharomycetes; Phaffomycetales; Wickerhamomycetaceae.